Molecule: messenger RNA, 3889 nt
Organism: Hypomesus transpacificus
Lineage: Eukaryota; Metazoa; Chordata; Actinopteri; Osmeriformes; Osmeridae
Product: SH3 domain-containing protein 19-like
Exons: 14
Coding region: 370-3381 (1003 amino acids)
Molecular function (GO): protein binding
Source: RefSeq, a predicted model, not a curated record
AUCAACACCUGUUUCAGAAGGUUGCCGGUGACAGUUCGUGACGGGUGCUGCAGUGCGGAGCCUGUUCUUCCGGUUGUUUACGUAGUGAACGUGGGAACGUGCCUAGGGAGAAGGGUCAGAUGUCUCCCGGUAGUUAGAAAAAUAACUUCUCCAUUCCCUAAUUUCAUAUUUCCCAAACAGGUAAUAGCCUGAGCAGCAGCUACGAAACCACUGUCUGAAAGAACACGCAGUGGUUAAAAAGUUGUAGCCUGUAGUUGCAACUCGGGGCGGUGAAGCGGCGGUUUCUAGGGCGAUAGGGAAAUGUUUAGCUUUUCUUUGCCAUUGUUGCCGUGAGACUUCAGCCCCUUCAGCCUUCAGUCUCUCCCUGCCAUGGCCGAGGCGAGAGCGGAGGACGAGGACGACAACUUGAGGGAGGCGAGGGACUCUGUCGUUAGACGGAACCCCAGACCGAACAGCUCGUCUUCAGAUCGUCCAGACAGACACAAACCUGAACAUCGCCUCAGCCAGGGCCCCCUCUCCUCCAUCAGGGCUGUCAUCAAGAGGACCUCCACCAGGACCAGCUCCCUCAGUGAGGCCCCCAGGGAGAGGCGUCGUCCAGAGAUCACCAUCCUGUCAGCUGAGCCGCUGGCCGCCACUUCCUGGUUUGCAGGGGCUUCUGGGGGACUGACUCCGCCCCCUCCCCCACCCCCCGCCGCUCAGAUCUGGGGCCCCACCAUCCCCCACGCCGUACAGCCCCCUCCCUCCUAUGAGGAGGUGAUAAGAGAGAAGACCCAGGAGCAAGUGCCCCCCCCGACCCCCUCCAGGCGCUCUGUUACCACAACUACCAUCGCCACGCAGACCGACUCCAUCCACCGAGGCUGCGCCCCCCGAAGCUCCUCCCCCAGAAGCUCCGCCCCCAGAGGUUCUGCCCCCCGAGGCUCCGCCCCCGACCUGACACAGUCCGUGGCCAGGAGACCAGCCAAACCCCCACGCCCCUCCUUCUCUCUGCGUGUGUCUGCUCCUUUCUCCUCUCCAGGACCACACACACACUCCUCUGCACACACACACUCUGAGCCCAGCACACACUCCUCUACACACACACUCUCUGAACCCAGCACACGCUCUGUCACACACACACUCUCCUGUCCUGACCUGCUGAGCGACCUGAUCUCACCUCUGAGCUCUGGGGACCAGACUGACCAAUGGGAGCCUCCCACCCCUGUUGCCGUGACGACUCCCUCCGAUCCUCCCCCUGACCGCCCCAGGCCUCGCCCCCGGCCCCGCUCCAAGGCAAGCCUACGUCCAAUCAGCUGUGAGGUCAAAGUUCAGACGCUGGUCAGGCUGAGGGACGACGGACAGACAGGAAGUGAAAUCACCAACCAGGAAGUGUUCCAGGGGAAGUACCUCCAGGAGCUGCUGGAAGCCUUCAGCUCGGACGACUGGGGCUUCCACGAUCGCCGUAGCAACGGGAGUGGGCCGAGUGAGUCGGGAGAGGAGGAGGAGGGAGAGGAGGGAGAGGAGGGAGAGGAGGAGGAGGAGGGAGAGGAGGAGGAGGAGGACAUGGCCGCACUGAGGGCCAGGAUACAGGCCUUUGAACAACAGCGGGCGGACAGUAACUAUGGAGACAGUAACCUAGGUAAUACAGAGGCGCCCGUUGUUGCCAAGAGACCGGAACCGCGCCCCCGCGCCCAGAAACAAGCUCCGCCCAUCGCUCCGCCCAUUGCCCCAAAGCCGCAGAGCAAAGCAUGCUGGGAAAACAGAAACUCCAUGGUGGACGCCUGGAUCCCCCAACCCAGCGACUCCCUCACCCCCUCCCCUGCCCCCACCCUCACCCCCUCCCCUGCCCCCACCCCCGCCCCGCGCCCCCCUCCCCACAGGAUCUCCCCCAUAGACCUGCCCUCCCUCCCACCUCGCCCCCCUCCCAGACCUCCAGCAGGCCCCAGGGCCAGUGCAGUGAUGCCUCCCCAGGAUAGGAGCACCCUGGCUGGGCAGGUUGUUCUGGCUCUGCCCCCUAAACCCUCCACAGACCUCCAGAGCCCCCCCUCUUCCUCCUCCUCCUCCCUCCCCAAGGCCACGCCCCCUCGUCCAGCUGUCACUCACAAACCAUCAGCACUGACGUCAGACCGCAGAGCCAGCGCAGGAGACUGCAGCCCCCCAGCCCCAGCCUCCAAACCUGGCCUCCGGCCUCCCUCCCCGGCCUCCAAGCCUGGUCUGAGACCCUCAGCCUCUGCCCCAUCCCCAGCCCAAAGGAAGACCCCCCCCUCCAAACCUGAAAGCUCUUCACCUGACCCUCCUCUUCCUCCCCGGCCUUCAGGGGUUAAGCACCUCCCCCUGCGCCCUCCUCCAAUCAGGGCCAGCCCUGGCAGACCACCCCCUCCCCAGACUGGGCCAGCCAAUCAGACACGGGGUCAGAGGGCAAGCCGGAAGGGCCCGCCUCUUCCCCCCAGACCCACACCUGGACACCCUCUCUUCAACAGCUAUAUGAAACAGGAACAGGAAGUGAUGGUGGUUCUGGAGGACACAAGCCCCUCCCCCAAUGAAAGCCUACUGGAUGAUAAAGAGCUUCAGGGAUCAACGAAGGUCAUCACUCCUCUCUCUGACCAAUCAAAACCUCUCCUUGACCUGGACUAUGAAUCAGAACAUGUCGUCCACCAACUCGACCAAUCAGAGCCAGUCUGUAAAGAGAAGAACUUAUCGGAGCUGCAGCUCAUCCUACCAGACCACCUCAGUGAUCAGAAGAACAUGACCACACCAGCACCUGGCAGUGGCCCGCGGUGUGUUGCCAGAUUUGACUUUGAGGGAGCAGACAAGGAUGAGCUCACCUUCUCCCAGGGUGAUGUCAUCGCCCUGAGCGAGGUGAUUGGUCAGGAGUGGGGGCGGGGCCAUGUCCACGGGCGAACGGGGAUCUUCCCCCUCAGCUUCACCCAGGUGGUGGAGGAGCUCUCCCCAUCGUCAGGGAAACGGGAGGUUGCCCAGACGACAUCCGAGCUGACAACGGAGACUAACACACCUGACCACGAUGAGGGGGAGGGCUGGGACGUGGCUCUGUUUGACUUCCCAGGUCAGACUGCAGACGACCUGUCCUUCCUGAAGGGGGCGCUGAUCACAGUGACCCAGCGUGUCGACGCAGCCUGGAGCAGAGGAAGACUGGGCAGCAGGGAGGGCCUCUACCCCUCUGCCUUCACACACACCUGGACAGCUCAGCCAAUAGCAGGCCAGACUAUGGUUGUGGGUGUGGCCCAGGUCUUGUUUGACUUCAGCGCAGAAAGUGAGGAUGAACUGACUCUGAAGGCUGGAGACCUGGUAACAGGGGUGGAGUCUGUGGAUGAGGAGUGGUUUAUUGGGGAUGCAGGUGGGAAGCGUGGUCUGGUGCCCAAAAACUACAUAUCCCUGCUUACCUGAGGGCUACAGAACUACAUAUCCCUGCUGACAUGAGGACUACAUAUCCCUGCUGACCUGAGGACUACAUAUCCCUGCUGACCUGAGGACUACAGAACUACGUGUCUUACAUUCUGGAACUCUUCUAACUGGACAAACUUCUAGAACUCUACUACAUUCUAGAACACUACUACAUUUCAAAACUCUACAAACUUAUAGAACUCUACUACAUUCCAGAACUCUACACUACUACUAUGUUUUGAAACUCAACAUUCUAAAUACUAUUGCAGUUCAAAGAUGAUUGUGGAGGUUGUACUGCUGUUUGUAUUGUGGUCCUAGGGCGGACUAGUUAGACCAGUUCCUCACUGCUGCCUGUGGCCCUGAGCCUGGAAUGUCGGCUCCUGGCACAAGACAGGUCAUGUCAUGGCUGUCGUGUGUUUACGUGUUUGACUGGUUGAUAACUGUGCUACUCUCAAAUUCCUGCCAAGCUUUUUAAUCCAAAUAAAAUCCUGAUGAGAUGUAAUGAUGGUGA